UCCACCUGCCUCGGCCUCCCAGAGUGCUAGGAUUACAGGCGUGAGCCACUGCACCCAGCUGGAACAAAAUUUGUUUGAAAGUUGGGUGUUUGGUACCUCUAGUUUGUCAAAUGACUUUCAGCCAGUGAAGUGAAGAGUUCUGGGAAAGUGUAAGCACAGAGAAUUAGGACCCUCCUCACCCUUCAUUUUAAACAGGCAAUAGAUUUAAGUCCCUUUUGCCUUCCAUUCUUUUAAUAAGAUAUAACAAUAGUAAUAAUAGGCUAAGCUAUGAUCCUGUGGCAUGGCCAAUAAAUAUCAAAGGACACAGCUACAAUGAAUGUGUGGAUUCCAGUGUCUAUGUUUCCAUGAGUUGUGUCAGAACAAGCAAUGGGUAAGAAACUAUUUCUGAACAAGAGCAUCUGAUGGCACAGAGAGUAUGCAUGUAUGACAGAAAUGCUUGUGUUUCCUAAACAGUUGGGCUAGGCCCUCAGCCAAUCCACUGAUGAGUCCAGACCCAGCCAUUCUCCAGAGCCCUAUCUCCCUGGGCUUUGUUUCAUGGUGAAUUUUCUGGUUGGGUUCUCUUCCCCUCCCCUUCUCCUCCUGCUCUCUUGCCUUCUUUGAGUUAAGGGGCAGGAGUUCUGAUGGACUGUGCCACAUGAACCUCUAAGCCUUCCUCUGGGGGGGGGGGAGGAAGGUUUUAAGAGAGCAAGAGUGGGAGGGAUAACCCAAUCUGACCUGGGCUUUGUCAACUUCCCCCCUGCUUGUUUGUCUUUUAGGUGGGGCUGGUUUGGGGACAAUGCCACAGGCCAGGUGGGAAGGAUUAGGAUGAAAAGCCAAAAAUAGGGCAGCUCAGAAACCAUUGAGCCCCUACUUCCCAUGUUACCUUUAACCAUACUGCUCCAUUUUUCCCUCUUUUAUGAUUAGAGUUAAAGCGCACACUCAUUUUUCCCUAGUGGAUGGUGUGGUAGCCCUGUCUGAGACCAACUCUCAGUGUGGACUUCUCACACUGGGCUUAGCAGAUCCCAUGAAGAGUAAGGAAAGAAAGAAAGGGGGAGAUUGGCUCUGUCCAUGCAGGCACUAGAAAGAGAUUUUAUCAGAAUGCCUCAACCCGUUCUAACAUACUAGUAAACUUUCUCUGUGUCUUUGACUAUCCCUGUCUAUAACUGCUUUGGGCUGAGUUUUUGAGAGGGGAAAAUGCUGAAACAUCCUUACUUGGGGAUUUAAUUCUGUCUAUUUUUUGCUGGAGAGACAAACACCACCACCCUUUUUGGUGGGCCUAGGGCCUCUGAAUCCCUUUGAGGUAGAGAAGAAAGAAAAUCUGGAAUCAGGAGGCCAAGCCAGGGCUUUUGGGGUUAGGGAUUCCAUUUAAGGAGAAGACUAGGCCAUUAGAGGGCCAAGAAAGCUAUAUCCCUUCCCCCCACCUCCCGCUUUUAUUGGGACCUUGUAACCUACAGUGGUGUGUCUGUUCUGAUAAUAUCUCCUCCGGCUGUUUUGAUGGGACCAGACAGGGUCUGGGCUGAGGAAUUGGGAUGAUACAGAUCUGUUUAUCUUUGAGCCCUACAGAACCCUUGAAUUCAUCUCCCUUUAUCAUUCCUAAGGCUCACUGAGGGGCAAAAGGGGAACAGAGAUACCCAGGAGGAAGCAGAGAGUGUAAGAGAGAGAGAGUGUGUGUGUGUGUGUGUAUGUAUGUAUGUGUGUACACUUGCUCAAUGUAGGACUUGAGAAAGUUGGAUUAGGUUAUUCAGGACCUUGUUCAGCCUCUGAUGACCACACCUUAGAAGCUAUGGCAAGAGACUGAAUAGAAGACUCUGGGCAUGCUAGGGAGCUGGUGCAGGGAGAAGGCUACUUCUCUAAACCUGCACACAUGUACAAAGUUCCACCAUGAUCUGCAACCCUAUAUGGGCUAAGUGGCAUGUGUGGGCUGAGUUACCUUUGAUCAUUUCAGCACUGCACAACAGGUCUCAGGGAGGUAGAACAGGCUUGUUUUGCUUUCUAAAGAUCCUCAUUUCCUCCAGCCCCUGGCCCUGAACACCAGAGUACCUGAACACACAGAAAUAUCUGUACGUGCCCAAGGGUGGUAUGAUAGAGGUCAGAAGCCUGGACUGGACACAGUAAGCCAGCCUGGAACCAACUCCCACACUUUCCUGCCCACCCCAUUCUUUCUGUCAGCCAAGCUUAGAAACCAUUCAUCCUCCCCUCCCCACCACACCUUCACCUCUGCAGCCAUGGAAACCAUUGAAUUUCCUUCCUUUUGCCUCCCUGGAAAACCCAAACCCUGGAGCAGCCUCCAUGGAUGGUGGCAGCAGGCUCUUGGUGACCUUUAGUGUCCUGUUGGCCCAGAUUGAGCUGUGGCAGUUUGGAGGACCAUAGGGGAACUAGGAAGCCAGAACCUUACCUGAUCUAAUCCUCCUUCCCUGCUGUUCCAAGCUCAAACUACAAACCCGUGAGGGUUGCUUAUUUACUCAGACAUUGGACAAAAUCUUAUCUAGUAAAUACUUCCUUAAAAUAGUUCCUUAAAACAUCAACUUUCUGGCUGGAAAACCCAGGGUGUGUGUGUGUGUGUGUGUGUGUGUGUGUGUGUCUACACAAAGGGAGUAAGGGUCAGGUCCCUCUUUUACAUUGUGUCUCUCCCCUUUCCCUGGGUGGAGGAUAGCAGCCUGGGCUGAGGUUUUAUUGAGGAUGUUUUCCUGUUGGGAGUAGAGAUGGGUCAUAAACACCUAGAGGAGGCUGUUUUGAUCUGGUGACUCCUCAGGAAGUAGCAUCUGAGGUUUUGCUUUGUAAAUUGCUCUCCCCCCAAGCCAGCCAGCUACACUGGAUUGCACUUCCCCAAGCCCACCCGAGGCCCCCUCCUUGCAUCCCUUCCUCAGUAAACUAAAGCAGAAAAAUAAAAGGAUUUCUAGAGCCUCCUAAAUUGUCUGCCUCCAGUUUUAAGGGGGGGGGGGGAGCUAGUUGAUGAUUUUCCCUCCUCAAUGUCUUCCCCUAAAGAAAUUGUACAACCUUUCAUUUCCUUUUGCCCAUGCAGACCCUGGUCCCCCAACCCCUCAGUCACAAAGGAACUAACAUUGAAGGCUAAUAGUUUCUGAACCUGGCUAUAAAUACCAUGACUUCUAGGGCUUCUCCUCUCUUCUGGGGCUCAUGUCUCCCUGUCACCCUUUCCUAAGCUCCAAAGCCCUUUUAGACAAGGUGGGACUUCAGAGAGCCACGAAAGAGAGGGGAUGGGAGUGAGGCAUAUAGAGACUCCAUCUAGUACCCUGUGAAUGGAGGAAACUCUCUGUACUCUGUGACUGGGUUUUAUGUGGUUAAGAUGGGUACAGGAACAUAUGAAUGAAAGCCUGCAGGCUUCUCACAUCUCUCUCUACCAAGGUGUCUCCAAAGGAAAUAAUAUUUUACAUAAAUAUUUCCAUUUUCUAAUGAUAAUGGCCUUCCUGUGCUAAAGACCCCAUCCCUACCACAGCUUCCUCCCUUUGGGAUCUUAGCUUUAGGCUAUGGUGCUGAAGAAAAAAGAAUUGAGGAGCCUUCUACCUCAGCCUGAGUUCAGGCUAGGACAAGAGAGAACACUCUCAGGCCCAGGCAUCAGGGCUCAUAGCCAUUGCUAGUGAAAUGCCAUUAUCUGCUGGAAAUGAGGCCAUAGAUUAUAUCAGUUCCUGGGUCUUCUUAGUAUACUUCCAAAGGUUCUAGUUUGCCCUCAUCCAUUUCCCAGAGAAAUCUGGUCUGGGACACCCCAAAUUCACAAGCACUAGAGAAUCCUCCCCAUUCCUAAGACUCUAUGCAAACACUUUUUAUAGAGUGUUGAGCACUCCUAUAGUUGUAUAUGUGAACAUGUAUUUAUAGAUCAUUCUAUGUCUAUAUCAGGAUGUAUGAUUUACACUCCUCUCUGCUCCACAUUUAAAUGCAGAUUUAUAGAUCUUUAGAUUUAUAGAUCCAUAGUGAACAUAACAGUCCUCUGUCAAAUUUCUGUGUGCACAUUACCAAUCUUUAUAUAGUGGUUGGAUAUAUAUGCUAGGAUGUAUUAGUACAGUUCUCUCUAAAUACCUAAGUGAAUAUUUGGGAAUUUUUUUCUUGGUUGGAAAGAACUAUGUGUGUUGCUCCAUCUCUAUUUUGAAACUUUUAUCUAGAUUUAUUCAAGGAUCCUAACCCAUAAAAUAGCUGCAUAUUGAAGCUACAUAUUUGGAGAUCUUUAUAGUCUAUGUAGUUUUGCUACAAACUUAAAUAUUUGAAGAUAUGUUUAGAGAGGCUUCCAUAACACAUAUAUCUAGGUGUAGGGGCAUAGAUCUCCCUCUAGAAGGACUUAAACUUACUGCAUCUCUCUGUCUCCCGUUCUCUGUCUGUCUCUGUGAUCUAUAAAGAUAUUAAGUGAGUGGGGCUGGGGAACAAAUAUCUUUCAGAUGUUGGACUUAUUAACGCAAGCAAUUCUGUCACUCUCUCCAAGGUUAUCUCUAAGUCUAGUCCAACAGAGUUAUCUGCCCCCUGAAAGCCCACUCUAGGGAUCACAGCCUCCCUCUAGGCUGUCUCUAUGACCUGAGAUCCCAGGCCAGGCUUCCCUACCUGUAGGACUCCCAAGACAGCCACUAAAGGGAUAGGGGGAGAGAAGAAAGGAUAGGGUCCUCCAGCCCAAUUCCUCUUGGCUCCAGGUGUGAGAGGCUGACAGAGGCUUGUAGGUGUCCCUGCCAUCCCCAAACUGGGUCUUUGAAAUGUGGAGAAAAGCGUGUUCAAGUCCCCAGCUAUUUUUGUAGGGGACCCAAAUUGAUGCCAGGGUCACUGCACAACCCUUAAGUUCCCCCUCUCCAGUUGCUCUGGGUGCCCAGGGCCUAAUUAAGCAGACGCCUCGCUCCCAGCAGCCCCGCUCUUAUCGGCUGGGAUUGAUGCCUUGGCGGCUCCUGUAUAUCAUUUCCAAGAUUUUUUCUGUCCAACUCCUCGGCUCCUUUGGCUUCCGCGGCUUUGACUAAUGAUUGCUACAGAUGCCAACGUCUCCAGAAUCCUAAUAGCCAGGCAGGCGGACUCUUAUUUACCCGGCAACAUUGCUGUGGGGGAAGGGGGUUGAGGGGGGACAAGAAUUGGGGUGUUGUAGGUCCGGAGAUAGAAGGUUGUGACCAUCUCAAGUUUCGCAGAACUUCUUCCCCAGUGACGACGACGUUCCCAAUCCCCUCCUCUCUCUGAAAGAAAAAAAAUAUAUAAUAAUAAAAUACUGCUAAUAGUAACUCAUUGCUGCCUCUUUAGAAAGGAUUAAAGAAUGAACAGGACGUGGGAGAAUAAGCAGAGCAGUGUUUAUUUAUUGUAAAUAAAUAAAAAUGUAAGCGAAAAACUAGCGGUUUAGGGAGGAAAAAGAGAAAGAGGUCAGCCACAGUGGGAGAAGCUUUUCCUUGUUUCUUGUCUUUCUCUUUUCUCUCCACCCUAAACCUACUCUUCUCAUAAACUUCCUCCGCUCUCUCCCCUCACCUUCAAUCCCUCGGGUGGGGGAGGGCUGACCAGCGUGCUCCUGGACGUAGGUGACCGCAGCCACCCCACGGCUGCUGCCCGCUGCCCGCUGGCGCUGCCAGGGUGAGGGGUCUCUGUCUGGGGCUGCGGAGCGAAAAUCAGCUCCAACCGCCCACUGCGGGGUAGGGGUCGUGGCAGGGACCUGCAGCCCUGUGGUCCCACUCGCGCUUAGCAGCGUAAAGUUGAGGCCGAAUUCGCUUCUCCUGGCGCUUUUCGCCAGCCGGCGCAGGGCCCAGGUGUUUGGGGGAAGGGGCUGCAGUUCCCCGCGAGCCGGUAGCCAGGCGUCGUGCUUCCUCCGUCUGCGUCCAGCCCUCCUACUACACAUCUCAUUCGGGUGAAGAGAAAAACACAGGAACGCGGAGAGCCCAGCACCGAGGCCAGGCAGGAAGUGAUAACCCAAACAGGGAACAUUUUUUCUAUGAGAGAAUAAUGGAGCACAAAAUAAUUCAGAAAAGCGAAUGGGCAGGACCAAGUAGGAGAGCCCCGCGCCGUGGGGCUGCCGCAGACCUGGCCGCGCCGAGCGCCGCGGGAGGACCAUUUCGUUGGAGUGUAGGGCGAGGCAGCAGCCCGGGACCCGGACCAAGGCCGCGCGGUGCGCAUCGGCUGCCCGAAGGGCAGUCUCUAAAUUACAGCCGGUCAGGAGGACUCGGAAAUACAAAAAGGAAGCCGAAAGAUUUAAACAGUCGGAGGCAGAGGCGUCCUGAGGCGGCCAAAGCGAAAAUCAAUCACGUAAUUAAAACAGGGAGGGGGCGAGGUCCCGGGUUCGGAGGAGGUGGCCAAGGUGCGGGCCAGGAGGGCGAGGGUUUGGGAAUGUGGCUCGCCCACCGCGACUAGGGCGCGCGGAGGGCCGCGGGGAAGUUUACAACAGAUCGCUAUUGAUUCCCGCUUGGCUGGGAAGAGCAGACUGUGUGCCCUCUCCCAGGCCCGAUUCUGAAGCCUACGAUGGCCCUUUCUCCGGCUUCCCCAUUUUUAUGGGGCUGAGGACGCGCAGUAGCAGUUGAAGGCUGUUCCCCAGAUCCCAGUGGUGCCACGAAUUUGCCGAGGCAAGUUUGUCUGAGAACCCAGGUGGCAUCAAGAUGCUGCCUGGGGUUUGAGGGGAUGGCGGGAGGUGGCACCCCAGUUUCAGGCACUUAUGUAUUUCCCUUGGCCUUGAUUCCCCCAACCUAGGAUUCAAAACUUGCCUUUGGAAUGACUCCAAUCUAUGGGCCGAGGCUUAGAAGGGAUGUGCGAGUGGAGUCGGGUGAGCUUGUUAAAGGGGAACUUGGGGCUGAGCAAACUGGACCCCUUUGGGCCGGAAAGGAGAAGAAACAGUUCAUGGAAAAAAGAAAAAUAAGGCACAUAGGGAGCUGUGUUUUGUAAGGGGAAGAUGUUUUGUUAUUAGCCAGGUUAAUAAUGGUAAUGAUCUGGUAUGGCUGGGUCAGCCCGAGCAGAUGGGCGCUCUACAAAGUCCUUUCUCACAGUGGCUUCUCUGGAGGAAUUAAGGGUUUCCCAACUUGGCUGUGAUUGGGGAGAAUAAAAUAAAGACCUUCACUCCCUUCCUCUGUCCUUUCCUCUCCCACUCCUUGAGAACUCCAGUAAAAGGGAAUCCUUAUAAAAUCCCUAUCACUGGCUAUGGUUUUCCUGUGCUCUCUCCAGUUCACUAAAUGCGUGGUCUUCAGGCAUUGAGCUUUCGCGGAGCACCUUCCUUGUGCAGAAUUCCACAAGCAGUUACUGGCCAAGUCCCCAUGAAUUCUGAAUCUGACUCUGGAGGGGACCCAGGAUUCCCUUGCCUGCUCCAUGGAAUUCUCUCUCUAUCCUUAGCCUUUUCCAGUCUCUGCCUUCCUUGGUCUUGGGUGUCUAGUCCCGCCGGUCUCUGGCAGAGGCCAAGAACAAAUUUGGGCACCUUGAGAUGCCCUCAUCGGCUCCCAAAAGGGUUUCCAACUUCCUAUUGACUUCUUAAUUCUGAGAGAAACAAGCCAGGAGUCUUCUAUAAACUAACCUAAGGCCAGCCUAAUUUUCUAGAUCUUUUCAAACCACCUUUAGUCUCCUUUAAAAGUAAAAGUCCUCCUCCCUCAACAAGAAAGUUCAGGUUACAAACCUCCAGCAGUACAAUCUUCCUGCAUCCACAUGUCAGAAUUUUCAAUAAUAAUAAUAUUCAUAAUAAGAAGAAUUAAAGCUUGCAUCAGAGGGAGAAAGGGACACCCUAACCCAAGUUUUAAAGGGGAUAUAAUCCAGCAGCCUUGAAUGGGGGUGGGGGUCAGUGAGGCCAGGAUGAGCAAGGAAGGGGGUGGGGAACCCAACCUCUAACUAACAAUUUCUCCAGCAUAAAAAUGAAACAUCAAAUUCGUUAGCCCAGGGCCUUCAUUUUUCCCCUUCCACAUUAUAACUAGUUAUUGAACUCGCUGGAAGAUCUAAAGGCCAUUUGCGAAGAGACAAAUUUCAAUGGAGUUUCCCCAUCAAUAACCCCAUGGCAGUGACCUAUUGGAACAAGUCAAACACCCGAGGUGAAAUGCAGGUCACUCUGUCUAACCAAUAUUAAAAUGCGGCCACUUUUUAAAAAGCCACUUUAAACGAGAUUUGAGGAAAAUUGAAUUCCAAGGAAGGCAAGGCAAGGCGGAGGGAAAUCCACGAGAGGACCUUGCCUAUGGUCCCCGAACAAACAAGAGAAAUUCAUCUUUAAUAUUUUAAAGGGGGCAAAUUAACAUUCCAUGAUUGCUUUUUUUUUGAGACUAUAAGCGAUUCCAGGAGGAAAAAAAAGGUUGAGUAUUUUCUUGUGACACAUCCGGGUUAUUAAAAUCAUUUUAGACUAAUUCAUUACUUUUACUGACAAGAGAUUUAAGAAAAAAUCAAUUAAGCAUUUGCAUAUUCUUUUGCAUACAUUAGCCCUGCCUGCUGGCAUUAGAAAGGGACAAAAACACACAUAUAUCCACUUGGCUUGCACACACACACACACACACACACACACACACAAAAGAAAAAAAAAUAGGAUAAGAGUCUUGAUUUAGUCUGAGGUUUUUAAGUUGCCAAGAGAAAAAAAUCAAAAUGAAAUGAAUUGCCUGAUUGCAUAUCAUCUAAAAGUCAACUUAUUUGAGGAAAAGGAAAGAGACAUGUUGCAAUUUUAAUCCUAAAACAACAACACACAUACCCACAAAAAAAAAAAACCACCCUGCACUUCAAAGAGUGGGAAAGGGAAUGACAGUCGUUUUCCUUUCCUUUGCUCUCCAAAUCCUGAAUUGGUUCUCCCGUUUAUUUUUCUCCCUCACAAAAUCCAAGGAAAGGUGAGAUUUUAAUGCAGCACAGAAUCUGUGGAGUUGCUGAGCUCUCUCAGCCAGCAGCUUGUUACUGGGGAGGGGAGGAAUAUGGGUUAUCCAACGGUCAGUAUGGUAAUCCAGGCACAAUAAGGCCUCACACACAAUGGACACAUAUUUUUCUUCAGUGGUGUCAGAAGGGAAGCGCUUUGUACUGAAACAUGUUUCCAAAAGAGAAACCAGAUCGAAAUUUAGAAAGGAGAUGGGGUGGGGUGAAAGUGUGCAGAGAGCAUUUGGAUGCUGGCAAAAGGUGGUCAGAAAAAAUAAAAAAUAAAAUUGGGGCAAAGGUGGAGGGCAGAACAGAGGUGGAGGUCCUUGGGCUGGCAAGGCAGGAGGCAGGAAGGCGAAGCACAAAAGAUGACAGGACCAGAUACAAGGAUUCAUCACAGGCUAGAGCCGCUUAGUACCCCCCUUCUCAUCCCAAUUAAGCCAUUGCUAAGUGCAGAAGCCCUCUGAAAGCAUUUAUUUCUGUGCUUGUUAUAAUAUCCAGGUGAAAACGUUCACAUGUAUGUGUAUGGUAUUUUACCCAUGUGAUAGGCGACUUCCAUGCUAUUAAGCUAUAGGAGCCCAAAGGGAGUUGUUUUUUAUUUUGUUUUUGUAAAUGAUGUGGAUGAGUGUGGGUGCAUUUGGGGGAAUCUCGGAGAUUUCACUUUCUGGAUGUGCAUGUUGAAUUAGCUGUACAAACCUAGAAUGAGAAUGUCACAUAUUUAUGGCUGCAUAAGGAGGCAUUUAAUAUAUUAAUAAAUAUUAAUAGUAUGUAUGCAUAUAUAUUUAACCAUAAUAACCAAAGACAGACUUGACAUUCAGUUGGAGGUGUCUGAACCCUCUGUGGUCUCCUCACUCAUACUGGCUCAAGUGAGUCUACUCAACCCACCUGCAGGAGCUCAGAAACCUGGGGGUAGGGGUUUGAUGGGAAGGACUCCCUAACAAGUUCAGGAAGGUAAAAAUUGAAGAAAAGAGGGUUGAGGUGGAGACAGGGUUGGUAGAAGGUGAUUGUGAAGGCUGGGAGGUGGGGAGCUGCCGACAGUUCACCUUUCCAGGUGGAGCAAGAGAAUAUUCAUAGCUGGGAGGGAGUGGGACAAUGGCAACCAGGUGCAGGCCUAGAAGGGAGACUGGGGGUGGGGCCAGAAGCCUUUCUCCCCCAUUAUCAACCCUCCCCCCACCCUACCAGAGCCCUCCCCAUGGGCCAGUCUGGGGCUAUAGUUCAGAUAUCAGGAUUCAGCAUUGGUUUCCCUUUGCCCUCUUACAGCAAUUUAUAAUGAAUCCACUCCCACCACCAGUAAUUAAAAAAAAGAAACACACGAUUCCAAACCACUACCAAGAAAGCAGCAGCUCACCCCCUCACCCCCUCACUCAGGGUCUAAAGUUCCUCUUCCAAUCAAACCAGCCAGAAUCAAACACAGAGGGUCCGGGACAGGAGUUAGGAGGGUUCUCAACCAACUCUGGGAAUUUGGGGAUCUCCCAUGGGAGAUGGUCGACCUCCAGGGAACCCCUGUUCCUUGUAGCAGCCCGGUGACAGUGGGGGUGGGGCACUGCCCUCUUGGGGAGAGGGUAUCCAGGGACCCCCAAACACCAGCUCCUGAGCGGCUAAGCCCUAGCCCUGCGGGGGUCAACCCCCAGACCUCCAGAAAUGACGUCAGAAUCAUUUGCAUCCCGCUGCCUCUACCUGCCUGGUCCAGCUGGGACCCUGCCUCGCCGGCCCCAUGGCCAGAGGGUUGGGUGAGUGUAUAUGGGGAAGGGGGGCUGGACUCUGGUAUCCUUGGAUGGGGGGCACCCCAGGCUCUCCAGCCUCCUCGGCUCAGCCUGGGCCCCUCCCCAUCCAACCUCCACUCCAGUCCUCAUUCAACUUCCUCUUCCUGCGAAAGAGGGGCGCUGCCCAGUGACCUACACAGACUGAGACACAAUCGCCAUGAAUGGAGACCUCUGGAAAAACCCAGGAGCCGAGAUCCACGGGGCCCACCAGAGGCCUGAGGGAAGACCCUGGGCAGGGGCUGAAUCACACAGCCUCACGACAGCCCCCCAAUGCCCAGUCUUUGGAGGGGAGCUGGGAGCUGCCCGUCUCCUUUUGCAGGGAGGGUUGUCAGUCUGGCGGGAUGUGCACGGGGGCAUCCCAGCCCCUGCCAGCCAACCCCACAUCACCACCACCCUCAGCACCACCACCACCACACACAAAAAAAAAUUGGAUACAUUUUGAAUAAAGCGAUUCGGUUCCUUAUCCGGGGACUGGGUUGCUCCGUGUGAUUGGCCGGCGGAGUCACAUGGUGAAAGUAACUUUACAGGGUCGCUAGCUAGUAGGAGGGCUUUAUGGAGCAGAAAAACGACAAAGCGAGAAAAAUUAUUUUCCACUCCAGAAAUUAAUGAUCAUGAGCUCGUAUUUGAUGGACUCUAACUACAUCGAUCCGAAAUUUCCUCCAUGCGAAGAAUAUUCGCAAAAUAGCUACAUCCCUGAACACAGUCCGGAAUAUUACGGCCGGACCAGGGAAUCGGGAUUCCAGCAUCACCACCAGGAGCUGUACCCACCACCGCCUCCGCGCCCUAGCUACCCUGAGCGCCAGUAUAGCUGCACCAGUCUCCAGGGGCCGGGCAAUUCGCGAGGCCACGGGCCGGCCCAGGCGGGCCACCACCACCCCGAGAAAUCACAGCCGCUCUGCGAGCCGGCGCCUCUCUCAGGCGCCUCCGCCUCCCCGUCCCCAGCCCCGCCAGCCUGCAGCCAGCCAGCCCCCGACCAUCCCUCCAGCGCCGCCAGCAAGCAACCCAUAGUCUACCCAUGGAUGAAAAAAAUUCACGUUAGCACGGUGAACCCCAAUUAUAACGGAGGGGAACCCAAGCGCUCGAGGACAGCCUACACCCGGCAGCAAGUCCUGGAAUUAGAGAAAGAGUUUCAUUACAACCGCUACCUGACCCGAAGGAGAAGGAUCGAGAUCGCCCACUCGCUGUGCCUCUCUGAGAGGCAGAUCAAAAUCUGGUUCCAAAACCGUCGCAUGAAAUGGAAGAAGGACCACCGACUCCCCAACACCAAAGUCAGGUCAGCGCCCCCGGCCGGCGCUGCACCCAGCACCCUCUCGGCAGCCACCCCGGGCACUUCUGAAGACCACUCCCAGAGCGCCACGCCGCCGGAGCAGCAACGGGCAGAGGACAUUACCAGGUUAUAAAACAUAACUCACACCCCUGCCCCCACCCCAUGCCGCCACCCUCCCCUCACACACAAAUUGACUCUUAUUUAUAGAAUUUAAUAUAUAUAUAUUUUUUGGUUCUUUUUCUCUUCCUACCACCUUGUCCCUUGUCAAUUCCAAACAGACAAAACAGAUAAACAAACAAGCCCCCUGCCCUCCUCUCCCUUCCACUGUUAAGGACCCUUUUAAGCAUGUGAUGUUGUCUUAGCAUGGUACCUGCUGGGUUUUUUUUUAAGGCCAUUUGGGGGGGUUAUUUAUUUUUUAAGAAAAAAAGCUGCAAAAAUUAUAUAUUGCAAGGUGUGAUGGUCUGGUUUGGGUGGAUUUCAGGGGAAAUGAGGAAAAGAAAAAAGGAAAGAGAUUUUUAAGCCAAUUCUCAUCCUUCUUCUCCUCCUCCUUCCCCCCCUCUUUCCUUAGGCCUUUUGCAUUGAAAAUGCACCAGGGGAGGUUAGUGAGGGGGAAGUCAUUUUAAGGAGAACAAAGCUAUGAAGUUCUUUUGUAUUAUUGUGGGGGGGUGGGAGGAGAGGGGGCAAAGACAGCAGACAAAGCUAAAUGCAUCUGGAGAGCCUCUCAGAGCUGUUCAGUUUGAGGAGCCAAAAGAAAAUCAAAAUGAACUUUCAGUUCAGAGAGGCAGUCUAUAGGUAGAAUAUCCCUACCCCCCCCCAUCGUGGUUAUUGUGUUUUUGGACUGAAUUUACUUGAUUAUUGUAAAACUUGCAAUAAAGAAUUUUAGUGUCGAUGUGAAAUGCCCCGUGAUCAAUAAUAAACCAGUGGAUGUGAAUUAGUUUUA
Microcebus murinus (gray mouse lemur) is the source of this 12700-nucleotide messenger RNA. Lineage: Eukaryota; Metazoa; Chordata; Mammalia; Primates; Cheirogaleidae. The record is from RefSeq and is a predicted model, not a curated record.